This is a messenger RNA of Acyrthosiphon pisum (pea aphid), 1029 nucleotides long. Its product is annotated as protein ALP1-like. The record is from RefSeq and is a predicted model, not a curated record. The transcript has 3 exons. Bases 1 to 1029 code for a protein of 342 amino acids. NCBI's taxonomy places the organism in Eukaryota, Metazoa, Arthropoda, Insecta, Hemiptera, Aphididae.
AUGCGUCAAGGUUUAGACACAGAAAUAAAGGUAGUAUUUGUCCAUACUCAUAGAGUUUAUAAUGCUGAAGCAUAUAGCUACCUUAGAGUAAGUGAGGAGGUCCGCGAAAAUUUCAUUACCUAUUUUAAUGGUGGAAUGACCCCUGCUGCUGCUAAAACAUAUCACGAAGUACAACUCACUAGUUCUAUUGACGAUGCGGAUAAUAUGGAGUGCAUUCAACAAUUAGCUAAUGCACAAAUCAAUCCUACCGAUCGUCAAAUAUAUCAACUAUAUGAAACAUGGAGAUAUUUGGCAACAGGAGAUUCACAUCAUACUAUAGGUUUUUCUUUCCGAGUCGGACGUACUACUGUUUCUAGCAUAGUGAAAGAAGUAUGUGUAGAGCUAUGGAAUGUUUUACAGCCUUUAUAUCUGGCUACACCUACAGAAGAAGUAUGGAAAAAUUCAGAAAUUGGAUUUAGAGAGCUUUGGAAUUUUCCCAACUGCAUAGGAAGCAUAGACGGAAAACACGUGAGAAUAAAAUGUCCUCCUAAGACUGGGUCAAGUUUUUUUUGCUAUAAAAAUUUUUGUUCAAUAGUUCUGCUUGGCAUAGUAGAUCCUAACUACAAGUUUUUAAUUGUUGAUAUUGGUAGUUAUGGCCGUCAUAGUGACAGUAGUAUUUUUGAGAAUUCAUCCUUUUAUCGCGAGUUCAUACAGGGUAAAACUAUUUUACCACCUAAACCUUUACCUGGAACAACCACCCCAGUCCCACAUGUUUUCGUAGGUGACGAAGGUUUUAAACUAGAAACUUUUUUAAUGCGCCCCUUUCCGAGAGCUGUAGUUGCACAAAAUGAAGCUAAAAAAGUAUUCAAUAAGCGACUAAGCAGAGCACGACGUGUUGUCGAAAAUGCCUUUGGUAUUUUGGCACAAAAGUGGCGAGUCUUUUUUAGACCUAUUGAAUUAGAAGUAGAUACUGCAGAACAUGUUGUCAAGGCAGCUUGUUGUUUACACAAUUAUCUCCGAAGUACCUCUACAAUUGAAAACGAACCAUAA